Effrenium voratum is the source of this 4132-nucleotide messenger RNA. The record is from the annotation of a GenBank genome assembly. NCBI's taxonomy places the organism in Eukaryota, Dinophyceae, Suessiales, Symbiodiniaceae.
GCUCAAGACACGGGGGGGAUUCCGUGUGCGAAGCUUGGCAGGCAUGGCAUCACCGAUGGAGGAAGUGGGGGAGCAAGUCUACGCCACGCUGGUGAGGGAAGUUCUCAGCAGCCAAGGGCUCAUGGCGGAGGAUCAGCUGAUACUGGAGCGGCAGCUGAUGAUCUACCACUGCGCGGCAAAGCUCCACGUGCUCCGCGAGAAGCUCAUGGCGCUCUGGCGCGAGGAGAGCGUAGAGGUGCCGGAGCCCUACGGGAGCGCCGCUGCGCGGGUAAAGGCCCAGUGGGAUAGCUGGCCUUCGGCCUUGAAGACCAAGAAGGUUUUCGGCCACUCCAACGCCAUCAAGUUCCUGUCGAUGCCCAACGUGCCAUCCUCCUGCAGCUGCAUCUUCCUGCGUAGCGGCGGGCUCUGGAGCUUUCCCGGUUGCAAGGAUCCCAUCGCUGAGCUGGAAGCAAAAGGGGCAGUGCUGGUGCUGUGCAUGGACAGCUACGUCAAGGGCUCUGUGGUCAUUGUGAAUCCCCUCUUGCAGAGCGAGCUCAAGGUGCCGGAGGCGUCGGAGGUCCUGGCGCGGCAAAUCCUCAAGGAGCCGGAGGUUUGGCGCAGGUUUCUUAAGACGGAGCAUGACCUGGUCAGCCCCGCCAGUGCGGCUCUGGUCCGGCAGGUCCUGAAGGGCAACCAGGCCACACCCCGCAAGCCCAGGCCGCCCGCGGAGGAGGAGACCCCGGAGAAGGAGAAGGCGCCGAAAAAGCCGGAGGAGAAGGAUGCGUUGGCCCAGAAAGCCUACAGCAAGAUCGUGGAGUCUCUGCUGCGAGAACUUGACUAUUUCAGCGAGCCGUUCCAAGGCCUGCAGUGGCUGGAGAACAAGAAGCAGCUCCUCGUCUAUCACCACUGCGCCAAGUUGCACGAGCACAAGGACCAGGUCCUGCAGCUGCUGGCGGGGAAUGAGGCUGAGGCUUCGCUGCCGCCGGUGUACGUCCGCGCCGUGGAGGCGGUGAGAGAGGAGGUGGCCGCCAUGUUCAAGGCUCCGGACUCUGAAGGGCAGAAGAUGAAGAAGAUCUUCAGCCACGACCACGUGAUCCGCUUCCACUCGGUGAAGAAUCUUCCGGUGACCAGAGAGAGCUGCGUAUUCCUGCGGGAGAGGCCGCAGAGCUCCAGCGACGUGCUGCGGAAGGUGCCCUCCAUCUUCCGGGAUCUCAUCCGAUAUCGCUGGCAGGGCAGCCCCUUGAUGGAGCUGGAGCAUCAUCACUUGGCCUUGGUCUUGACUGUGCAUGACCGGCUGCCGCGCGCUUUCCUGGUCAUCUCCCCGCUCUUUGCCAAGCCGGAGCUACUUGAGGAGCUUUCCGGCAAAAGCUGGCCUGAGAUUGAGGAGGCCUUGAAGGACGAGCUGCCGCAACUGAUUCGCAAGGAGUCAGACGUGUGGCGCGCCUUUAUCCAAAGACAUGCAGAUAUGGUCAGCAAGGACUCGCUGAAGAUCAUCCAGAAGGUCCUGAAGGGCUGCCAGCCAGGCAGCGGCCUGGGCGAGUUCAGCAUGCGCUUCGCAGAGGACGUCGACGAAGCCAACCAGGCAAGGGAGUUGUCUCAGAUGAAGCUGGCAGAAUCUGAGCAGCGCUGGGACAUGGCCGCGCAGAUGGCCUUGGCCGACGUGGACAUGAGGUGCCAAGAGGCCGAGACCAAGGUGAAGAAGAACCUCUCCGCCCUGGGCCGUGCCAAGCGGGCCCUGCGCACGCAGGCCAUAAAGGUCAAGGCGGAGGCCGAGGCGAAGCUAGAGACGCUUCAGAAGACCCAUCGCGAGCAAGUCGCGGAACUGAGCAAGGACCUUUCGAAGACGCAGCAGGCCUUGACCGCGCAGGAGCUUCUGGCGUUGCAGCGGGGCGAGGAGGUACAGAUUCUGGAAGAUUCCAAGCAGGAGCUGCUUCAAGCCUUGGCCCAAGUGGCCGCCACUUUUGCCAGCGACAAGAAGCGGUGGCAGACCAAGAACGCAGUGCUGAAACAGCACUUGAAGCAGACCAAGAAGGAACAACAGGAGCUGUGCGCCAAGGAGCGGAAAGCAGCAGAGGACACCUUCAAGACGAUGCUCCAGGAGGCUCAGGCAAAGUUUGUGGAGGUCCAGACGGCGACGGUGGAUGAGCAGCAGAAGUUGGUGAAGGAGGCGGAGCUGCAGCGGGCCUCCGCGGCGCAGCGGUGUCAGCAGGCAGAGCUGGAGAAGACGAAGCUCCAGGAGCUGCAGCUCGCGGCGCAGCAGAAGGCGCAGCAGCUGGAGCAGCAGCGCUGCGCCUCCCAGGCGGCGCAGCAAGCGGCGGAGGCGCAGCUCGCCGUGCAGACGGCCGCGCUGCAGAGGACCAGUCAUUUCAACGUGGAGCUGCGUGCUGAUUGCGCCAAGCUGGGCGCAGAAACCGCUGAAGCCCAGAAGGCCGCCGCCAGCGCCGCAGAGGCCCAGCGCAAGGCACAGCAACAGCUGGCCCACUGCCAGGAGGAGCUCAAGGCUGCUAAGGACAUUGCAGAGAAGGAGCUGCAAAGUGCACAGGCGGCCGGGCGAAAAGCAGAGCAGGAGUUGCUCGCUGCCCGCACUGAUCUUGCAGCGGCACAGGAUGAGGCGGCGCGCAUCGGCCAGAGCUGUGCACAGCUGCGACUGGCGGCGGCCAAGGUCACCGUGGUCGAGCAGGAGAAGACCAAGCUGGAGGAACGGCUUCAGCAAGCCACUGGCGAAGCCGCGACGGCUGCAGCCCGCGUGGGGUCUUUGGAGACCAAGUGCCAGGAGCUCUUCGACUCAUUGCGAAGCUGCGAGGCCCAACUCUCCAACAAGCCUGAGAGGCUGGCGCAGCUCCAAGACUGCAAUCUGAAGCUGCGGGGCCAAGUGGCAGAGUCGGCGGAGAUGCAGCAGCAAGCCACGCUGCAGAUGGAGAAAGCGCAGGAGCAGCUGGCGGCAGAGUCUGCUCGUCUUGGCACCUGCUCCGCCGCGCUGGAAGUCAGCGAGCAGCAGCGCAGACAUGCGGAGUCGCUCUGCGUGGCUGCGGAGGCCGCGCAAAAGCAUGCGGAGCAGUGCAGCCAGGAGGCGCAGAGCCGCAUGGCGGAGGCGGAGCGCCAAAGUGCUGCGGCGGAAGAGGUCCAGUCUGCCUUGCAGAAGCUGCAGGUGCAGGCCAAGGCGGAGCUACAGGCGCAGAGGGCAGAGGCGCAGCGCCUCACGGAGCAGUGCGUGGCUUUGAGCGCCUCCUGCGCUGCGGCCAAGAGCGCGCUGCAAGCGCACCAGGAGACUGCGGCCAAGGCGGAGCAAGCGGCUCUCGCGAAACAGGCUGAGAUCGACGUCCUCCAGAGCUCCCUCGCAUCUGUGCAGGACACCAACCGCACUCUGCGCUCCGAGCAGCUCGCAGCCAAAGCCGCUUCUGAGGAGGCGCUCAAGCAGCUGGAAGUGGCGCGGAAGGGCUUGGAGAAGGCAGAGAAGCAGCGGAACGAAGCGGAGGAGGAGGCCCUGCGCGCAGAGGAGGCGCAGCUGGCGCUGCAAAAGGCGCGGAAGGAGGCGAGCGAGCAGCUGCAGGAGAUGCAGACCCAGCACGGGGCGCUCCUGCAACAGCUGAAGGACCUCCAGGCGAGCAAUGAGGCGGAGGCGGCACAGGCCGGCGAGGCUGAGCAGGCCGCCACGAAGGCUAAGACGCAGCUGCAAGCCCAGGUGGCCGAGUCUCAGCGCCUCUCCGCGCUCUGCGCGCUCCGCGCCGGCCACUUGCGCGCCGCCACGCGGCGCGCGGAGGCGGCAGAGCGCCGCGCCGCCGCUGCGGAGGCAGAGCGCAAGAUCGCCUUGGCCGCCUCAGAGCUGGGCGAGGCCGAGGUGCGGCGCCUUGCCCAAGCCGGCGAGGUUUCGGUCUCCGCCGCUCCGAUGGAGGCGGACACCGAAGGAGACAGGCUGCUGGCGGAUUUGGAGGCUUUGCUGGAGCCGACUGACCUGGACCUGCAGGAUACGAAGGAGCCUGAGACGGAGGCGCCUGCAAAGAGACGAUGCGUGGAAGGCUUGCGCCGGCUGCGGCACAAGACUCGCCUCGAGACGCCGCUCAGCUUGUGAUUCGCCUGCGCUAGGGCACAUCAAGCCGCUGUGGGUAUUCUGGUUGGUGAAGUAUAGGAAUCGGUGCAGAGUGAGCCAUGAGCA